AUGAUGUCGAUCACAUAUUCAUUUGAUGGUCUACUGGUUGUCGCAUUGUUGUUGAUUUGUACUUGCGCUUAUUUGAAACGUGUACCGAGAGUAAGUUCGUGGCUAUUGAGUGAAAAGAAAGGAUUCUUUGGUGUCUUUUAUAAGGCAUCCGUAGUUGGUGUUCGUCUACAUUCAACGGUUUCGGCUUGUUGUGUCGCUGCAGCGCUCUAUAUCCUAUUCGUUAGAUACAUGGAAUUUGCAAAUUAUAUUUGUAAACAAUUUCAAGUUGCACAGAAAAGUGAAGUUCUUAAAUCGCCCGGCGAUCUUGUAACGUUGCCUAAAGGCACGAAGCAAAAGGUAACGUUGCCUAAAGGCACGAAGAAAAAGGUUAAAAAAACUCCACCAAAAGGCCCCAAAAGAGGACGGCAUGUAUUUAUUCAACCAAAGAAUAAGAAUUUCGUCGAACAGGCUAAAGUGAGUGCAGAGGUAACAAAAACGAUCAAUGAAAAAAAUGAAGAAAUGGUCAAGGAUCGAGCAGAUCGUGAUGUGGGUCGUUUGAGCAAUGCGGCGAAGAAAGCAGCUGAGAAGAAUUGA
Molecule: messenger RNA, 573 nt
Organism: Anisakis simplex (herring worm)
Lineage: Eukaryota; Metazoa; Nematoda; Chromadorea; Rhabditida; Anisakidae
Source: the annotation of a GenBank genome assembly